Scedosporium apiospermum is the source of this 717-nucleotide messenger RNA. RefSeq names its product putative cellulose binding protein. The record is from RefSeq and is a predicted model, not a curated record. The transcript is spliced from 2 exons. Lineage: Eukaryota; Fungi; Ascomycota; Sordariomycetes; Microascales; Microascaceae. The coding region runs from base 1 to 717 and encodes 238 amino acids.
AUGAAGCUCGCCACCAUCCUCUCGGCCGCCGGCCUCGCCAGCGCCCACACCAUCUUCUCCUCCCUCGAGGUCAACGGUGUCAACUACGGAAUCGGCAACGGCGUCCGCAUCCCCUCUUACAACGGUCCCAUCGAGGACGUCACCUCCAACUCCCUCGCCUGCAACGGGCCCCCCAACCCCACCUCCCCCACUAACACCGUCAUCGACGUCCAAGCCGGCAGCAACGUCACCGCCGUCUGGCGCUACAUGCUCAGCUCCACCGGCUCUGCGCCCAACGACAUCAUGGACAGCUCCCACAAGGGCCCCAUCAUGGCCUACCUCAAGAAGGUCGGCGACGCCAAGACUGACUCCGGCGUCGGUAACGGCUGGUUCAAGAUUCAGGAGUAUGGUCUCGACAGUUCUGGUGUUUGGGGUACCGAGAAGAUCAUCAAUGGCCAGGGCCGUCACAGCAUCCGCAUCCCCGCAUGUAUCGAGUCAGGCCAGUACCUCCUCCGUGCUGAGAUGCUUGCUCUUCAUGGUGCUAGCAACUACCCCGGUGCUCAGUUCUACAUGGAAUGCGCUCAGAUAAACGUUGUUGGUGGCUCUGGUUCCAAGACGCCCUCCACCGUUAGCCUGCCCGGCGCGUACUCUGGUAAUGACCCCGGUGUCAAGAUCAACAUCUGGUACCCUCCUGUCACCAACUACAAGGUCCCCGGACCCAGCGUCUUCACCUGCUAA